CGGGCCGGGCCGAGCCGCGCCGGGCGGCGGGAGCUGCGCCGCGUCCGCACCGGGCCACGCCUGGGGCUGCGAGCGGGGCACCGGCACCGGCACCCCCCGGCCACGCCUGCGGCUGCGAGCGGGGCACCGGCACCGGCACCGGAACCGGCACCGGGACCGGGACCCCCGAGCCGCGCCUGGGCUGAGAGCGGGCCACCGGGACCGGCACCGGGGGGCUCGCCCAGGGAUCGGGAUCUGCACUCCCGGGCCACGCUUGGGGCCGCUGCGAGCCGGACACCGCAGCGGGACCGGGACCCGGACUUCCGAGCCACGCGUGGGGCUGCGAGCCGGACACCGGCCCCGGGAGCCGCUCCCGCGCCGGGACAGGUGUCCCCAUGGAGUGACCCUGCGCGGGGGUCCCGGCAGCUGUGCCAGCACGGGGGGACGCUGGCUGCCACCACCGCGAGCAUGAGCGAGUUCUGGCACAAGCUGGGCUGCUGCGUCGUGGAGAAGCCCCAGCCCAAGAAGAGGAGGAGACGGAUCGACCGCUCCAUGAUCGGGGAGCCCAUGAACUUCGUGCACCUGACACACAUCGGCUCCGGAGACAUGGCUGCGGGAGAGGGGCUGCCCAUGACUGGUGCUGUCCAGGAGAUGAGGUCCAAGGGCGGCCGGGAGCGACAGUGGAGCAACUCCCGCGUGUUGUAGCGUAUUCCUGGCUUUUUCAGCCCAAACUUGAACUGCCUGAUCCCCCCCGCUGGAGGAGAAGCCCACCUGGAGUGCUUUAACCCCGCGGUAUUUAUGCAGCACCAUCCUCACCCAGCUCCCGGUGACUUUGGGUCGUUGUCCCUCUGGAAAAUCCCUCCUUCGCGGAGGCACUGGCUGGUGACACGGGGAGGGAGCGGGGACAGCAGCCCCCAUCUCCUGCCCCGCCUAGAAAGGACACGGCCACCCCCCUGAAACGUGCCAGGAGCUGCCAGGUGCAGCCCACGCGUCCCAAAAUCCUCCCAGUUUUCCCUUUUCCCGCUCCCGUGUCGCCCAUGGGCUGCAUGGUGGUGCCUCAGUUUCCCCAGGGAACCAGUCAUGGUGCAGAGGCAGCUUUGAUGCCUCCCAGAACAUCGCAGAGGAGCAAAACCAGGAUUAAGCCCUGAUAUUCUGGUGCCAAACCAGAGUUAAACCCAAGAUGUUCUGGAUUCGAUGUCAAACUGGGAUUAAACCCCAAUUCUUUGGAGCAGAACCGGGCUUAAACCCCGAUGCUUCGGUGCCAAACCGGGAUCCAAGCCCAACGCUCGGCUGCCUCGGCGCCACCGAGCCCGCAGUGCCUCCAGCCGGCAUUCCACCGCCGCCAAACUCCCACCUCCCUCCUUUUUUUUUAGGAUCUCUUCUUAUUUUUAAGCUCCAAAACCCACCUGAGCAGCCUGGGUCGCCUCGGGCAGGACCGUGGUGGGGUCACCUCCACCUGGGAUUGUCCCCAGCCCCGGCCGAGGCCGGGCAGGGCCUGACCCGAGAAGGAAUUCAGGGUGUACAUAGUUUAAUUAGCUCCAGGAUUAAAUAUUAAAUAGCACGUGCUGGGUGACAGAGCCUUUCCCCUGGCCUGUGCUCGGUGGGAGCCGGGCUUUUCCAGCCCCGUGUCGUGCUCGGGUCAGGGUUUUUUUUUUUUGGGAAAAAAAACAUUCCACCCUUGAAAUAAAUGCUUUGUGCUGGCCCAGGGGGUGGGUGCACGAGCUGCCCCAGGCUCCAAGCUCCCUCCUCUACUCCCGGAGCAGCCAAAUCCACUGGGAAAAGCUGAGAUUGCCAGCAGGCAGAGGCCACGACUUUUUAUGGCACAACCAGUUUCCUCCCGGCUGAGCUGGGCUCGGGAGUGUGGCUGCACUGACACCCCCUCCCUGGACACCCCAAAAUGUUCCUCUGACCCGCUGUAGAGGGGAUUGCACCCCAGGGAAAGAGGGGGUGCACCCCCAGCUCGAGUGGGGCAGCACCCCGUCCCAGAAUAAAAGCCAAGAGCCAAAACUGGAA
This is a messenger RNA of Motacilla alba alba, 1992 nucleotides long. RefSeq names its product CDC42 small effector 1 (gene CDC42SE1). Bases 448 to 684 code for a protein of 78 amino acids. Gene Ontology annotation, biological process: regulation of Rho protein signal transduction. Gene Ontology annotation, cellular component: plasma membrane. Gene Ontology annotation, molecular function: small GTPase binding. The record is from RefSeq and is a predicted model, not a curated record. Lineage: Eukaryota; Metazoa; Chordata; Aves; Passeriformes; Motacillidae. The transcript has 5 exons.